Molecule: messenger RNA, 1434 nt
Organism: Asparagus officinalis (garden asparagus)
Lineage: Eukaryota; Viridiplantae; Streptophyta; Magnoliopsida; Asparagales; Asparagaceae
Exons: 8
Coding region: 1-1434 (477 amino acids)
Biological process (GO): DNA recombination; DNA repair; lagging strand elongation
Cellular component (GO): mitochondrion; nucleus
Molecular function (GO): DNA binding; DNA ligase (ATP) activity
Source: RefSeq, a predicted model, not a curated record
AUGGUCACGUCAAAAGUCAAUUGGCUUUCAAGACUUUCGGCUAUUUCCAAGAACGAGAACUCUCGUUUGGCUACGGCGAGAUCUCCGACGAGCUUCGUCUCCCUCGUUCAAGGGAUCUUCCUCCGAUCAACUGCAUCAAUGGCGCCUCGGAGAAGGGAUUCAAACUCCAAGAAAGUCGCUGAGGCGACUUCCGACAUGCCGUCGGCUGAGAACGCUAGCGGUGCUCUUGCUCGUGCGGGAACCUUGCCAUCAACAUCGCCGCUGCAGGGGCCUCCUUGUCGUGGUGAGUAUGACAGGAGAAUUCGUAAGCGGAUACCUGUCAUGGACAAAAAUUCCAAAAAUGCCAAAUUAAUGGGGGACUCGAUGAAGUCUGCGCUCGUUGAGCGUUUAAUUGACAGAGAGGACGAAAUUCCCCAAUCGAUUCCUUCGAUUCCUGAGGACGAUAGAGCUGGAGAGGGCCCUUCUUCUGAAUUGCUCCACCACCUUGUUGAGGGGGCUUCUCUUGAAGACUGUGAAUCUAUCUUGAGCCAAUGUUUGGACGACAUCAAAGCUAAAGGGGAUGCAUCCUGGACUGAGCACAACCAAGGGGGAAUCACUCUUUUGAUGGCAGAAUUAGCAGUUUUCAGGGAGCUACAGCACACCAAUCUAGACUCUGAAGUGGAGCCAGCUCUUUCCUUGGCGAUAAUCUCGAGGGCGCAUCACCCAGGGACUCUUCGCAAGGACCUGUUUGAUAAAAAGGCCCACAUAUCAGCUUUAAGGAAGCGGCACUCUGCAACAUAUGCUAAAAUCAAAGGUGUUGCUUCUGAUAUCCGUGGUAUCGAAGAGACUAUCGCUCGAUUAGAGGCCGAGAUCGCUCCCCCUCAUGAGGGGCUUGAGCUUGGAAUUGGGGACGCUUCGCUCAUUAAGGCGCUAUCUGAGGCUUAUGGGAGGAGGGAAGAGCACGUCAAGAAGCAGCUAAAGGAAUUGGGAGAUUUGGGGCUCGUUGCAAAAGCGAGCAGGUCUUCGCAGAAAGUGAUGUUCAAGCCUCAGCCUCUGACUAUUGCGAAGGUUUUAGAUACAUUCCGUGCCAUUGCAAAGGAGACCGGCAAAGACAGCCAGGACAAAAAAAGGAAUCAUAUUAAAGGGCUUCUUGUUGCAGCAACUGAUUGUGAACCUCAGUACAUAAUUCGUCUCUUGCAGUCAAAAAUGCGAAUUGGCUUGGCCGAGAAAACUGUUCUUGUUGCUCUUGGGCAGGCUGCUAUGCAUUCUGCAACGCUUCCUGCUCCACCUUCACAAAUUCAGUCCCCUCUUGAAGAGGAGACCGGCAAAGACAGCCAGGACAAAAAAAGGAAUCAUAUUAAAGGGCUUCUUGUUGCAGCAACUGAUUGUGAACCUCAGUACAUAAUUCGUCUCUUGCAGGUUGUAAAAUGCAAGCUUGAGAAAUUUUCAUUUUGA